AUGUCCAGCUCCCUCCCCCCACUCGCAACCCUGACGUCAGAGCCCCAAAACCGCCAAUUCCAAGUGCUGGACACCCUCUUCGAGCCAUCGCCCGAACUGCACACCCUCAUGGCGCCCGUCCUCGCACACCAGACCUUCGACAGCUACGCGAGACUAAUCGACGCCGUCGGCGGCCGCAUGUCGGCCCUGUCCGCGGCCGACUCCUCCAAGGACCGCGAGAUCCUGCACGGGAUCCUGGGCUCACAUCCCCGGCUGGGACAGCCCAAGGCCGGCCCGACGGAGCAUCUGAGCGAGCUCAGCAGGAAGGAGCAAGCGCAGCUGAACACGGGGGCGGAGGAGCAGGCGGAGCGACUGCGGGCCUUGAAUGCCGAGUACGAGAAGAAGUUUCCGGGGUUGCGGUUUGUAACAUUUGUCAAUGGGAGGGAUAGGGGUGUGAUUAUGGAGGAGAUGCGGAAGAGGAUUGAUAGAGGGGAUGCCGAGGUGGAGGUUGAGGAGACUAUUCAGGCGAUGUGUGAUAUUGCGAAAGAUCGGGCGCGGAAGUUGGAGUAG
Aspergillus fijiensis CBS 313.89 is the source of this 549-nucleotide messenger RNA. Its product is annotated as 2-oxo-4-hydroxy-4-carboxy-5-ureidoimidazoline decarboxylase. The record is from RefSeq and is a predicted model, not a curated record. NCBI's taxonomy places the organism in Eukaryota, Fungi, Ascomycota, Eurotiomycetes, Eurotiales, Aspergillaceae. The transcript is spliced from 3 exons. Bases 1 to 549 code for a protein of 182 amino acids.